Messenger RNA from Schistosoma bovis, 2065 nucleotides. The record is from the annotation of a GenBank genome assembly. Lineage: Eukaryota; Metazoa; Platyhelminthes; Trematoda; Strigeidida; Schistosomatidae.
GAAAUUGAUAAGCGCGUACGUCGAAAGAAGUGGUCUUCGACUGAAGCUAAUCUUGAGAUGGACAAUUUAAUAGCAGAUGUAUCAGACAUUGACUUUAUCAUUGAGAGCCAACUAGAAAAUCAAAUUGGAUUGGGAUGUUUGCCUUUCUCAAAUAUGAACAAGUCCGGUGCUGGUGUUUGCCGUUUUUUUAUUAUUAAUCAAUGUCCCCUUAAUAAUUUAUGUCCUUUGAGACAUAUCAAAGCUGACAGGACAGUCGUAUGCAAGCAUUGGCUUCGUGGAUUGUGCAAAAAAGGUGAUGACUGCGAGUUCCUACACGAAUAUGAUAUGACUAAAAUGCCAGAAUGUUACUUCUUUUCGAAAUUUGGAGAGUGUAUGAAUAAAGAAUGUCCAUUUCUUCAUAUUGACCCCGCUUCUAAGGUACAGGAUUGCCCUUGGUAUGAUAGAGGGUUUUGCAGAAACGGUCCUUUGUGCCGAAAUCGACAUGUCAGACGAGUAGCGUGCAAAAACUACAUAAAUGGUUUUUGUCCUAAAGGACGUGAAUGUAAAUAUGCGCAUCCUAUAUGGUGGCCCCUUCCAGGAAGUGAUCAAGAUACACAGAAAAGCCGCUGGAUAUGUCAUUACUGCAGUAAGUUUCCUCUACAUCAUAUACUGUGUAUUAGUUUCUGUCUUUCGACUUUAAAAUGUACCGUAUUUUGCAUUUUAGAUGAACGUGGACACAAAAUACAAUUUUGCCUCAAACUAUCACCUGAGGAACGUCUUCGACUACAGGAGCAGCAGCGAAUGCAGAAUAUUAGCACUGGCGGUGCAGCGUUGCCUCAACAAGGUGUUAAUCCCGGAUCUCGUUUUGUUUCGGAACGUCUCAAGUUCGGUGGUCUUAUGGGGACCUCACAGGCUGCUCCUACUGGACCUCGACAAGGCCCACAAAAACCACUUGACGAAGUAACAUGUUUUAAAUGUGGAGAGAAAGGACAUUAUGCGAAUCGAUGCAACAAAGGCUAUUUAGCAUUUCUCAGUAAGGUUUCACUACAACCCCAUGAAAUGGAGAGUGCUCGUGGCUGAUGCAAAUGUGAAACUAGAAACCAGUGUAUUGUAACCUGUACAGCUCUUAUCUACAUUUUUUAUUAUUUUCUAAAGAACGAAGCUGAAUUCCUAUGAACUAAGUUUUAGUUUUUGACUGUAGUAGUCUCUUAGAAUGUGAAUAUGUAGCGACCUAAUCGUAAAAGUAAAACACCGUAAUUGUCGGUACUUGUCAGUAAAGCGUAUCUGAAGUUUUAAAAAAUAACUUCCUCUAAGAUUUCCCAUAAAAGAAUUACUAUCGGAAAGUUAUAAACGCUAGUUUGCCAGCCAUCUUUCAUUUAGCUCAAUUGACCUUCACUUCCAAUCCAUAUGAUAGUUUGGAGGUUAAGUUGGUCAUUAUUCCCGGUUAUGGAAAAACAUUUUAUUGCUACAACUUCGAAUGAAACAUUUGUUUUCCCAACGUCUAACUACACAUGAGCCGAAAGAAAUCCUUAGACACGCAGUUCACACAGAGUUUAACCAUUAAAGUAGUUCCCGCCAAAUUUUCAGACAUAUUUACCAAUGCAUGAUAUUAACCAAUAUUAAACUUAAACUGACUAUUAAUGCUAUGCAUUAGUAGAUUUAGUCAAUUAGAAACCAUCGUUAUAUUUGUGGCCAUUUAGUGACAUUGUACCGCAGUAUUGUAGACAACUGCAUAGAACUAGCAUCUGACGAGUCAUCACGAAUCCCCAUUCGGGGUCCUAGAGAUGGUACGACUCUGUAGCUUAAGAUGCUAUCAAAUAUAGUUCAAAAUAAAAGCCACUGACGAUUCCGCUGUAGUUUCGUAUCAAUUUCUUCGUAAGUUAGGUGAACUUUAACUGGAUGGUUUCUUUUUUGAAUGUAUUAUCGACUGAACUAUAUCUCUUACUACAUACUGUUUUUAUCCAUUUAUUUAAUGAUUGUACUAUCAUUUCCUCUCGUAUUUCUUUUGUGAUGCAAUUUUAUUGGUCCUAAAUUGUACCGGAAUCUAUAUGCAUGCAAUGAAUAAAAAUAAACUUAUAAUUGGAUU